Molecule: messenger RNA, 3971 nt
Organism: Cololabis saira (Pacific saury)
Lineage: Eukaryota; Metazoa; Chordata; Actinopteri; Beloniformes; Belonidae
Gene: st14
Product: ST14 transmembrane serine protease matriptase
Exons: 19
Coding region: 194-2716 (840 amino acids)
Biological process (GO): proteolysis; acrosome reaction
Molecular function (GO): serine-type endopeptidase activity; protein binding
Source: RefSeq, a predicted model, not a curated record
GAAUGAUUUCAGGUGCUUCCACUCUUUGACCAAGACGUGACCGAAACUAGUAGUUUACCAGGCUCCAGUUCACUAUAUAUUUAUAGUUUAAGUUUUGUUUGUCCUUACUUUUGAUACGGAGAACAAGUUAGUUUUUAAGAAGAAAUAUUUUCCUCGGGUCCGGUCGGAUUCCAGGUGGAUCUUGUUCUCCAACAUGCAAUCCGCCAGAUAUGAAUACGAGAACAGCCGGAACGGCCAUCAUGAGCGGAUCGACUUCUUAACCAGCAAAGAGAAAGCACCGUCGAAGCGGAAGACCGGCAUUCUGAUUGGCGUGAUUGUGGCAUUUCUCAUCCUUGCCGCUCUUGCGGCAUUCCUCAUCUGGCUGUUUGUCUUUGCUGAAUCGGAGGCCAAACUGAGCAGGAAGCUCAGCCCAUCAACACAGGUGUUCAGCGGUCAUAUGAAGCUGGUGAGCGUGCCAUACAACCAGGAGCUGGAGAACGCCAAGAGCCAAACAUUCAAGAAUUUAGCAGAAAAAUUGGAGGCGAAGCUGGGGAAACUCUACGAGAGAGAUCCACUCCUUGCAAAAUACUACACGAGAUCUGUGGUUACUGCAUUCAGUGAAGGCGUGAUGGCCUAUUACUGGUCCCAAUUUGAUAUUCCAGUCAGCGACCUGGAGAUUGUGCCGGAGUUCUCAGAGGACCGCGUGCUGGAUGCACUGGAGGGUGGCAUCCAGCAGCAGCAGCAGCGCAGCCAGAUGAGCAAUAUCACCAUCAGUGAAAUCACUGCCUCGUUCACAGAUCCUCGCAUGGCCAGGAACCCCAGAGACGAGGACUGUUUCCACCGUCUGGAGGCUGUUAAGGAGAAGCAAACAUUUGCGUCCCCGGGGUUCCCCACUGGGUACCCAUCAAAGAUUCGGUGUCAGUGGCAAAUCCGAGCUUCAGAGAAUAAUGUUAUAUCUGUGCGUUUCCCGUUUUUCCACAUUGAGGACGACUGCUCCGAUGAUUUCGUCUCAGUGUUUGACUCCUUGAGUCCAGACGACUCUCAGGCCAUCACAGAGAAGUGUGGUCAGAGGCCUCCGAGCAACCCUCUGGAGGUGGUGUCAUCUGGCAACAUCAUGCUGAUCUCCUUUAUUACCGACACUGAUGUCCAUAGACCUGGCUUUAAAGCUGAAUAUAGAACUAUUGCUAUUUCUGAUGUUCGAAAAUGUGGCGGUGAGCUCUCCGACCGUAAAGGAACCUUCACCUCCCCGCUUCAUCCCGGCUUCUAUCCGCCUGCCACGGACUGCCGGUGGACCAUCAAGGUCCCUCAAAGGCAAAAGGUGCGUGUAAACUUCAACAUGUUCCGUAUGAAGGAGCCAGGGGUGGACGUCCGCGAGUGUCACAAAGACUAUGUGGAAAUAAUGGGAACCAGGUAUUGCGGAGAACUGUCUUCUUUGGCUGUGACUAGUGAAACCAAUGUGAUGGAGGUGAUAUUUCACUCUGAUGAGUCCUUCACUGACAAAGGUUUCAGUGCAGAGUACAGCGCCUACGAUCCUUCUGACCCUUGCCCUGGCAUGUUCGCCUGCAGGUCUGGCUUUUGCAUUGGAAAACAUCUUAAUUGUGACGGCUGGAACGACUGUGGCGACAUGAGCGAUGAGCAGCAGUGCAAGUGCGGGCAAGACCAGUUUACCUGCGGCAAUGGCAUGUGCAAACCUAAAAUGUGGACGUGUGAUAGUGUCAACGACUGCGGAGAUUGGAGCGACGAGAAACAAUGCAGUUGUGAUGAGAAUGAGUGGCGCUGUGGAGACGGCAUUUGUCUGCCCCAGGAUGUGAGGUGUAACGGGAAGAUGGACUGUGAAGAUGGAAGCGAUGAGGCCUCGUGUAAAACCUCUCCUGACAUUUGUUCCGUCUUCAGCUUCAAGUGUACCAACAAUGAAUGUGUCAACAAAGUGAAUGCCGAAUGUGACCGCGUCAAGGACUGCUCCGAUAACUCGGACGAGGCUUUCUGUGAUUGUGGCACCAGGCCUUACAAGCUGAACCGCAUCGUCGGUGGGCAGAACGCUGAGCUUGGGGAGUGGCCCUGGCAAGUCAGCCUUCACUUCAAGAACUAUGGACAUGCUUGCGGUGCCUCAAUCAUCUCUCAGAAGUGGCUCCUCUCGGCCUCCCACUGUUUUGUCACCAGCUCUCCAGAGAAUCUUAUUCCAUUCAACUGGCAAACCUACAGUGGCAUGCAGGACCAAUAUAAGCAAGAAGACGUGCAGUUCCGCAAAGUGAAGAGGAUUGUAACCCACCCAGAUUACAACAUGAUGACGUUCGACUAUGACAUUGCUCUGCUGGAGCUUGCCGAGCCCCUGGCUCUCACCAACACCAUCCAACCCAUCUGCCUACCCUCUUCCUCCCACGUUUUCCCUGCAGGCAUGAGCUGCUGGGUCACUGGCUGGGGCGCGCUCCGAGAAGGAGGUCAAAAGUCUCAGAUCCUGCAGAAGGCGUCAGUGAAGAUCAUCAACGACACGGUGUGUAACGUGGUCACUGAAGGCCAAGUCACCUCCAGGAUGCUCUGCAGCGGAUUCUUGGCUGGGGGAGUCGAUGCGUGCCAGGGAGACUCUGGCGGCCCCCUGGCAUGUUUCGAGGAGAGCGGGAGGUGGUUCCAGGCCGGCAUAGUGAGCUGGGGCGAGGGCUGCGCUCGCCGGAACAAGCCCGGUGUCUACUCGCGCGUCACCAAGUUGAGAAAGUGGAUCAAAGACGAAACAGGAAUAUGACACCAUGAAAGGAACAGGGAGGGAUGCAGAUCGGAGGAAUAUCAAAGUGUUUAUAAAUAAUGGAGAUGGAGCAUUUUAGUCUGAUUCUGGACAAGUUUAAAGAUUGUCUUUAGCAGCAGCUGACAACACUGUUGCGUGAGGCCCAGCUUCUCUUACUAAUGACUUUUUUAAGCACUUUUUAUGGUUGCCAACCGUGUUCUGUUUAACCUUUUUAAAACGAAUUAAGAUUAUGAAUAUUUUACUCGACUUUUAACGUGCGUGUCUGGGUACAGUGUCAUUGACUUAAAAUUGGAAAAUAUUUUUGGCCUUGUUUUGUUUUUCUUUUAAACUGGUUUGAUGGUUUGAUUUCACUGCCGUGCUGCAGGAGCCGCACCACACCGGCAGCGGUCUCAGGCUGUAACUGCCUUCAACUUUAGUGUUUUUGACAAAAACAUACACUUGACAAAAACUCAACUGAAAGAACAAAGAGAGGGCAUUUUUAAAGCUGAAAUGCAUGAAAAUCAGAAGCUGCUUAGAAGGCAGAAAAGUGCAUUAAUCAAUCUAAAAGCCCACUGUUCGAUUGGGAAAGUGGCCAGUAGUAAAUAAAACCAGAUUUGUAAUUGGUGAGCUGAACAGACAGAAAUACCACGCGGUCCCUCAAGACUCCUGGAGCGAGAGCAGGCUUGUCAGAUCAGUGCUUUGGUUUUAAAUUUACAUGUUGCCUGAUCUGUUAGGGAUUUGACAGAAUAUUAGAUUGAAGCGGCUGGACGGAGGUUGUGGGUUUGAUCCAGCUCACUUUUGCACAAGCGUCGAGUUAAGCUCAGGGUGUUGGGUGCCUUCAGUCAGACACCUGACGGUCAGUCAGUAGCCUUCCCCAUCCUUGUUAGUUCCUUCUUGUUUGUCAAAAAUAAAUGAAUAAACUUAGUAGAUUUGACUAGAUUAUUUCUUUUAGGGUUUGUGUUUGACUUAUACUGGAGCUAUUUUAUCCAGGCGUGCCAAAGCUUUACUAAAAUAUUAUUUAUUGAAGGGUAUAAAAUUAUUGUUGAGACUAUAUCUUACUUUUUUUUUAUUGCUUCUGGAGCGACCGUUAAACUGCAAGUGUAAAUCAUUUGUUUCUUUUACAGAAACCAUUAGAGAAGCCAGACCUUUUCAGAUUGAUAGUGAUUUAAAUCUCAGGCUUUUGUUCUUUGUGUGUUUUUUGUUGUUUUUGUUGUUGUUGGUUUUUUUUCAUCUGUUUUUAUAUGAAGUCAUGAUAAUAAACAUCUUUCAUCUGAGA